This is a messenger RNA of Racocetra fulgida, 178 nucleotides long. NCBI's taxonomy places the organism in Eukaryota, Fungi, Glomeromycota, Glomeromycetes, Diversisporales, Gigasporaceae. The record is from the annotation of a GenBank genome assembly.
AUUCACCGAAAAAAGUUCAAUUAUGUGAUUAUUCAAUUCAAAGUGCUGCAACUUCACAAGCUGUGAUAAUGUGCUAUGUUGAAAGAUCAAUGGAAGAUAGCUGGGAAGUUAUCCCUGUUGGUUUAUUAUCUAAUGGGAAUGCUAUGAAUUAUGUCCCCAUUAAAAGAUCUAUUCGUGA